AUGGGAUUCUGGACCCUAUUUGAGGUGGCGUCGAUGCCAAUACUGCAGGAGAAAGGGUGUGAGGAUGUUAAGGCAGUAAUUUCCGCUUUGAAAAGCAAAGGCGUAUCUGAUGUAAGAGCUGCUGGUUUUUGUUGGAGAGCACACAUAAACUCCACAUCUAAACUAGAUGAUUUGAACCCAUCUGAAAUGAGUGACAUCAACAUUACAACAGGAGAUAACUCACAAAACAGCAAAGGUAAGGACAAAAUUGCAGCGAGUGAAGUUUCCACAAACAUUGACAAGGCAAAUGCAAAGAGAAGUUUAUUCCAAGCAGCAGAUAACGCAAUUGAACCAGAAGUAAAGAAAAAAGGACAGCCAAAAACUACAAAGAAACCGAAAGUCGUGGCUAGGAAUCAAUGA
Molecule: messenger RNA, 399 nt
Organism: Fraxinus pennsylvanica
Lineage: Eukaryota; Viridiplantae; Streptophyta; Magnoliopsida; Lamiales; Oleaceae
Source: the annotation of a GenBank genome assembly